UUUCUGUGCCGUGUCCGGCCGGUCAACCGAUCGCCGGGCCUUCGAAUGGCCAACACACAGCCACGCGAGGAGCAUAAGAGCGUCGAGGAGCCUUACCUGAUCUUUCAGCAGUGGCUGGCGGCUGUUCAGCAGCAGGUGCCACAGCUGCGACCCCGUCUGGCGUGCUUGGCCACCGUAGACAAGGCCGGCGAGCCGAUGACGCGGCUGACCAAAAUCGAGGCUGUAAACGCCACAGGAAUCACCUUCUACACGAACCUCGGGAGUCGACAGGCGGGCGAGAUCAGUAGCAAUCCGCACGUAUCACUGCACUUCAACUGGGCACCGCUUAGGCGCAGCGUUCGCAUUGCUGGAUCCGCCCGGCAGGUGAGCGCUGAGCAGGCGUUGCAACAGUUUCGCAACUAUCCACGCCACGUCCAGCUCUACCUCGCCUACGGUCCACAGUCGGCGCGUGCAGCCACCUCCGGCGUGUCUGGCAUUUUCCACUGGUUGGCCGACCGCAUGGGCUCGCUUUUUGGGCAUCAGCAGUCGCCCAUCCCCAUGCCGACCAAUUGGGGUGGAUUCCUGCUGACGCCAAGUCUCUACGAGUUUGGAAUGGACAAUGCCGGGGCACAAGGGAGGACGUGCAUGCAGUUCAGGCGCUGUCUGGCUAUGCCCAGGGGCACUAGAGGUAAGAACUUAAAAGUGGAAAAACAUGACUGGGUUUUCGACACUUUCGUGGAGCACGAUGGCUGAAACUGGGGUCAUCGUCCAUCCAUUCAUCAUCUGUUAGAAAAAUCUGUACCGAGAACUACCAAUAAAUUCUAUUAAUAAGAAA
Drosophila miranda is the source of this 814-nucleotide messenger RNA. RefSeq names its product pyridoxine/pyridoxamine 5'-phosphate oxidase. The transcript is spliced from 2 exons. The coding region runs from base 46 to 732 and encodes 228 amino acids. Gene Ontology annotation, biological process: pyridoxine biosynthetic process; pyridoxal 5'-phosphate biosynthetic process. The record is from RefSeq and is a predicted model, not a curated record. Gene Ontology annotation, molecular function: pyridoxamine phosphate oxidase activity; FMN binding. Lineage: Eukaryota; Metazoa; Arthropoda; Insecta; Diptera; Drosophilidae.